Messenger RNA from Portunus trituberculatus (swimming crab), 16699 nucleotides. Its product is annotated as dynein axonemal heavy chain 2-like. The transcript has 21 exons. Gene Ontology annotation, cellular component: dynein complex. NCBI's taxonomy places the organism in Eukaryota, Metazoa, Arthropoda, Malacostraca, Decapoda, Portunidae. Gene Ontology annotation, biological process: microtubule-based movement. Gene Ontology annotation, molecular function: ATP binding; minus-end-directed microtubule motor activity; dynein intermediate chain binding. The record is from RefSeq and is a predicted model, not a curated record. Bases 342 to 13871 code for a protein of 4509 amino acids.
CGCGUCGCCAUGGUAACCACCACUGGCGCGGCGGAGGUAAGGAAACACGCCAUGUGCAUCAGGUUGGCUGUGAUGUGCUGCUCCACACACCGCCGUUGGACGCUGUGCUGCUGCUGAAGAUGGCAGCGGCACGUCACACGCGUGUCAUUGCGUGUCACCUAAGGGCAGAGUGGCGUGACCUUUACGAGGCAGGUCGCCAGAUGACACACGCUUGCACACCUUGAAAACACCCUCAUCUCACUCUGCAUAGUCAAGGAUUAUCGCGGGAAACACCACACCAGCUAAACCACCACUAAGCAGCGCGGCAGCACCAGAGGCCCGCCCCUCCACGCCCCGCCAGGAUGGAUAUGCCCGAGGAGGAGCCCCCGGAAUACGCUGAUUUGGCCAGUGAGGAAGAUGAGGAGGAGGAAGAGGAAGAAGAGGAGUUUGACGAGGAGGCGUACCUGGAGGCGCAGCGGAAAGCUCUCGAAGAGGAGCAGUUGAUGGAAGCAUUGGCACUGCUGGAGACACUCACACAGCUUCCAGAGAAGUCUGAUCUCAAGUGGACGCCUCACCACAAGACUCUGGCCACCAGCUUCCUCAGGGAGGCUGCAGAGAUCAUCCUUUGCUGUUACUUGGUCAGGAUUGGAGGGAAGGCCCGUCUGGCAGUGAGCCUCAACUUGCCCACAAGUCCUGUGGGAGUGGUGUGGUACUUUCUUAAACUGGACAAAGAGAAGCAUAUCACUGCUUCCAACUUCAAGAGAUGUGUGUGCUAUGGUACUGUGGAUACUGACGACCCGCAUGAGAUGAAUUACUUCCUGCUGGAGGUGUACCAAGCAGUGCUGCUGGCUGUGCCUGCUACACCACCCAUGUUUGGUCAUUACUCUGAGCUGGCCGGACUGCCUUGCCUCAUCAAUCUGGUGGGGGGACAGAUGGUGCAGCAUGUUGGGGCUGCCACAGACAAACCAAUGCUUUACCUGCCUCCUGAAGUGUUGGCUCUGCCGGACGACCCUGAGCAGCGCCGCCGCUUACCACUGGACACUGGACUCCUUGCCAGGACUGAGGAGUUGGUGCUGCAUUGGGUGGAGCAGAUACAUGCCUUCUGUUUUGAUCACGGCGAUGCUUCCUCCCCCUUGGAACUGGGCCUCCUGCAUGAGAUCAGGCAGCUUUCCUGGAAGAAAGCCAUGGUUCAUCAGCUUCUGACAGCAUUAGAGGCUCCAGAGGUGGUCAAGGCAAUGGAUUACUUGCACACACAGAGCUCACCAACCACUCUCCUCAUCGCUCAUGCUAUUGAUACCCUCAAGGAGGUGCAACAGCAGCAGGAGGAGAUAAGUGGGCAGCUGGUGCACCUAGAGGGACCACUUGAGCAACUGUAUACUGACUCUGUGCAGGCACUGACAGAGCACAUGUAUGACGUCUUGGCGCUGCUCAGGAUCAUUUGGAUCAACUCCCACUACUACCACCAGCAGGAAGUCAUGACAGAGGUGUGUGUACGAGUGUCAUGGGAAGUGACCCGAGCAUGCCAAGUUCACCUGCCACUGGAUGACCUUUUCUCACCCAUCACCAAGGGCGCCGGUGCCAAGGCCUCGGGUGGCAAUGGCAAGGACUCCCUCUCACUUGUGGAGAGUGCCAUCAAAUGCUGCAAGGAGUGGAGGAUGUGUUAUGUUGAGCUGGCCACACACUUUGGAGAGGAGGACAGCCCUGAGGUGUGGCUACCAGACUCUGCCUCAGUGUUCCUGCCAGUAGAGCUGUUUGUCAGUCGCUGUGAGGACCUCAAGUACAUUGGCCUCAGCAAAGUGCAACUCACUAGGCAUGGUGAAGGCGGCAUGAUGUCGGUGAGGGCGGCGGGAGCCGGUGAGGGUGGAGCUGAGGGUGAGCUGCUGGAGGAGGAGCUGACACAGGUGGACCGGGUGCUGGAGGAGGCGCUGAAGGCUGUGCAGCGCAAGAGUCACCUGGUCUUCAAUCUCACCUCCAAGGAAUGGCUCAAGCAUUUUGACAGGUUCCGUGAAGGUAUGGAGGAGGUGGAGCGGCGGUACCAGUGUGUGAUGGUGGCAGCGGUGCAGACAGUGGACACCGUGGCUCAUGGGCUUCGGGUGCUCAAUGUAUUCAAGCCUUUAGCAGCACGGAAAUCCCUCUUCUCUGUGUUCUAUGUGAUGAUUGACCAUAUUCUGAACCUGUUUGAUCGUGACCUGGAGGAAGUAGAGAAAGAAUAUGUGUUCCGCUCCAUGAAGGUGGGUGGGGAGGGUUUCCACUAUUCCAAGAUGGCGCGGUGGGCAGCAGACACUCGCAGGAAGCUGGAGCAGGAAGUCAAUCUGCUAAAGAACCAGUCAUGGCUGCCAUACUACCCCCGGCUGGACUCCAUCUACCAGCGGUGGGGCCGGACAGUGCUGCUGCUGCGAGGCGUUGUCUCCAACAUGUACGCCGCCUGGAUUGCCUCCCUGGAGCCCAACCCUUCCAAACGCCUCCUUGAAUCCAUCUUCAGGUGGCGCCCUGGAGCCAUUCAGAGCCUGCAGGACAACUUUGAUGUACAGUUGUACAAGGACCUGGAGGAGGCAGGGGCAUGGAAGGCUAUGGGCUUUGACAUUCCUGAUGCCAUUACUCCAAUAUUUGCUGACAUUGCUGUUUACAAGGAUAUCAGAAAAAAGGUAAUGGACUGUGCCAAUGGCUUCAACAACUUCAUGUCUAGGGUGUCCCGAGAUGAAGCUCAAAUGUUUGAGAGUCAGAUUCAGGCAGCAGUGAAAAGCUUCUACCCUGGCCUGUCUGCUGUGACUUGGAUGCAGCGAGAUGCGGUGGCAACACUACUGACUCGCUGCACUGCUGUAGUGAGGAAUGUUCAGGAGCAGGUGUCCCAGUACCUAGCAGUGAACCAGGACCUGUCAUCUGUGCUGCUCAAGACCAAGGAAAUGGCUUUGUAUAAACGUGAUGAUGCCAUGGUGUAUGAGGGCAAUGGCUUCCAGGAAGACCUUGGUUCACAGCUACAUGCAGCAGCUGAGGCUGUGAAAUCCAAGUUCCGUCAGAUGGAAGAGAUCCUAGACUCUCUACACCAGAAGCUCAUCAGCAAGACCAGUGUGAAGGCAGAGCAAGCCUGGCUGGCCUAUGUCACCAGGAUUGAUAAUCUCUUUCUGGAUUGUCAAAGAGAGGUGUUGCGAAGAUCUCUUCUCUCCUUUGAAGGAAUGCUGAUGGGGUCCCGCAGUUGUCCGAUGGAGAAGCUGACACCAGUCUUCACUAUUGCUAUCAGUCUUACUGAUGGCAGAAUUAUUUGCAAGCCUUCUGUCAGUCAAGUACUGCAGCUUGUCACAUCUUUAGAGACACAGUUUUCUGAGAGUUUAGGAAAAAUUCCAUGUCUUCUGCGCCGAUUCUCUUUGGAGAAGGCCAAAGCUCACUCCCACCUGCCGGCACUGGAUGACAAGCUGUGCUCCCGACUGCAAGCCAAGCUGAACAGUGAGUUCCAGACGCAGGUGGAGGAGUUGAAGCAGCGACUGGAAGAGUGGCAGGCUUACCGUGACCUGUGGGAAGUGGACCGAAGAGAGUUUUUUGAGCACUACCUUACUAAGGCCAACUCUGUUUAUAUCUUUGAGACAGACAUCAUGACUUUUGAAAGAAAACUAAGAGAAAUAGAGAAUACAGAGGAUCAUAUGAAGGUUGGCACAUUUUAUGUAAACUGUGAGACUUUGAAGCACCAGCUGAUCAUGUUAUGUAAGUCAUGGGUGUCUGACUUUGAAAAAAACCUCUUUAAGAUUGCCUCUGAGAAAUUGGAUAUUCUUUAUUCUUACAGUGGGGAGACACGGGCAUUGCUCAAAAGUGACCCACAGGACAUUUCUUCCCUAUUGACAGCAGCUGAUGAGUGUCAUGCAGCCAAACAGCAGCUGGCAGUUUACAGAAGAGAGUUUCAGCCGGUUAGGGAACAGUUUGACGUGUUGAGGAAGUACCAUUAUGACAUCCCAGACAAAGUGAACAGCAGCCUGGAGCAGCUGGAGAAGGAGUGGGAUGCUGUUGAAGGUCUCUUGACAGAAAAGGUUCUUGAGUUGAAUGCUGCCUUGGAUGGUUUCCGUAAGACUUACAAUGAUCGAUCUGAGCUGGUGCUGGAGGAGGUAGAUGCCCUCAAGGAACACUUCCGUCAAGCAUUGCCCACACGGCUAGAUCGCCCUGUGUGUGAGGCCUGCAGUGUGAUUAAGAUGCUGAAAGACAUGAUGGCAGACAUAAUCACCAAGCUGAGUGUAAAUGAAACCCUUAUGUUGCUGUCAUUACCAACUGUUGAGUUUCCAGAGCUUCCAGCAUUCCAGCAUGACCUAGUGUCAGCAGAGAAGAUGUGGUCACUACUAGAGGAGUGGCAGCAGGCAUGGGAGAGCUGGGCAAACAUGAUAGUGUGGGAGGUGAGUGUUGUUGGCCUUCAGGAGAUGCUCUCCACCUUUGGUCACAAGCUGAGGGCCAUCAAGCCCUUUGCAGCAGGGGAGAUAAACACAAGGGCAGGUGUGGGAGAGGGUGAUUGGGAGUUAAAAGAGGAAUUUCUCACCAGGAUUGAGCUGUGCAAACUACUGGUUCCUCUGACUCUUAACCUGCAGAAUGCCAGGCUAAGGACUCACCACUGGGAUCAGAUCAAGGCACUUGUCAAGGCAGAGUUUGACAAAGACUCACCUGACUUUACACUUGGUUUCCUCCAGAAAUUAAACCUUACCUCUUACAAGAAAGACAUGUCUGCUAUCCUUGUGAACUCCACAGAGGAGGCCAAACUAGUGAGUGAGAUUGACAACAUCAAGAGUCUAGCCUCAGACAUACCACUCAAUCUUAGGGCCAUACCAGGUAUGAGUGUGUCUGUUCUGGAAUCUACUUCAGCUGCAAAUGAAACCAUUGUGGAACUGAAUACACGGUUACAGGUUUUGUCAGCCUCUCACCAUGCUCGGCCAUAUGCUGAAGACAUUGAUGGCAUACGUGCAAUGCUGUCCUCUAUGAUUACCUUCUUGGAAGAAGUGGAGGCACUGCAGAGAACAUGGGGCACCUGGGAGCCCUUCUUCCUUGUGCCAGAUGUGAGACUCCACAUGGUCUAUGCUACCUCUAUCUUCGACUCCCUCAAUGAGCGGUGGUGCCAGUUGUCAAAUAUCAUGACAUCUGAACAGUUUCUCAAGCCUGUGGCAUUGCACGAUCACCUGAGGAAGGAAGUGAGGGGCAUGUCGUCUGAAUUCCGCUGCCUCACCCAGCAGGUGAGGCCGUACUUACAGGACCGCCGGGACCAGUAUACCCGCUUUUGGCUCCUCUCUGAUAAUGACUUGGUGGCUGCACUGUCCACUGUGAUAGAUGGGGAAUCAGCCAGGCCCUUCUUGCCAAAGCUUUUCACCAACAUUACAAGAAUAAAACAGGAGAAGAACAGCCAGUUGACAACAAUGGAAAUUAUUGGUGUGUCCUCCCAGGAAGGAGAGUUUUUGGAACUCAAUUCCUACAUUCCUCUGAUGGGAUCCUUUGACACAUGGCUCAAAAAUCUGUCAUCCAGCAUUGAAGCAACACUGAAGGAACAUGUGCGGCAGUGCAGGAACAGCAUGAAGUCUGUGGCCAUGAAGGUGGAUGAUGUGGUGAAGCUCUGGCCCUUGCAAGUAACAGUGAUUGCCUUCCUCAUGCACUGGACUAUGGAGGUGAGCCGCACCCUUGCCAAGACGAAGGGUUGCCUCAAUGGUGACACGCUGCAGGUGUUCAAGAAGAAGAUACGGGACUCACAGAUGCGUCUUGACGGUUGUCUUCAAGGGAGCCUGCCCAAGCUCGUACGGGAGAAGGUACGCUUGUUUUAUCUGACGGUGCUGCAGGUGAGGGACUUCUUGUGUGGAGCAGCUGAGGGAAAGUGGAGUAUUGCCUCAGAGAGUGACAUGCCACUUCGAUACACUUGGGAGAAGGACACAGACAAUUUGUUGUUUCAAGUUGGUACACAUGACUUAGCUUAUUCUUGGGAGUAUCAGGGGCUGUGGCCUUUCACAGCCCUUACACCCUCUCUCACCCUGGCCUUCACCCAGCUGGCCAAAGUGCUGUGUCAGGGAACAGCACUAGGUCUGCUUGGGGCCUAUGGCUGUGGCAAAACAGAGACAGUGAAGAGCCUUGCCCAUCUCCUGGGGCGUCACUUGGUGGUUGUGGAGUGCACCCCUAAACUGACAGCCACUCAUUUGGCCCAGAUGUUACUAGGUGUCAGUCAGUCUCCCAGCUGGUUGCUCCUGGAGUCCGCUCACUGCCUGGAUGAGGAUGUCGUGCCACCCCUCAGGGAGAUGCUAAAAGUAGUGCAGGAGGGACAGCGGGCAGCAGCAGCAGCAGCAGCCAAAGCAGGCGGGGGACGAGGCUCCAAGCUGCAUCUGCCGCCUUCUGUUAUCCUGGAGGGCAUCCGUCUCACAGUGUCACCCCUAGCAGCUGUUGUGCUGGAGAUGCAGCCAGACCAGUCCACUGCUAGAAGGACAAUGGAUAUUCUAAAGGAGACUUGCCGUCCUGUUGUCAUCUUCAGACCAGAUGUACAGGUGAUGACUGAGUGUUUGAUGGUGGUGGAAGGCUUCAAGGAGAGCAGGAGUCUGUCAUUGAAGGUGAGUGAAGCUAUGGAGAGUCUUGCCUCUGCCCUCCCUCGACGGUACCGCUGGCAGCUGGGGAUCCGUGGUGCUAACCUGCUUGUGAACCUCGCCAAAGACAUUAUCAGACGCCAGCCAGAAGUGGACGAGGUGGAUACAAUGCCCCUAGCCCUGCGGGAGCAUCUCUUGCCACAGCUGAGGGAGAAUGAACUACCAAUAUUCAAGGAAGUGUUUGCAUCCCUCUUUCCAGACUUUGAAGCUGCUCCAAUCAUCCAUGAGGUUCUGAAGGAGGGGUUGAUAGAGGAAAUGAAUAAUAGAACCUUGAUAGUGAAGGACAUGUACACUGAUAAGACUCUUCAGUUGCAUGAGGCCAUCUCCAAAAAUAAGAUAGUGAUUGCCUUUGGGCCUUCAGGGUCUGGGAAGUCUACUUCCAUUGAGCUGUUGCACACCACCACUGGCCUUCUCAAUGAGGCCGGCCAUACAGGUUUUAGACUGGCCUGGCUCGAGGCUCUCAGCCCACUGGUGGUGGAGCAUGAGUUGCUUUAUGGUCCACAGGAAGACCUGGCCAUUGGGGAGCGAAGUGGACACCUGAUGCACCUCAUCCAGAAGUGUCACAAGGCACCACCAACGUCUGACUUGUGGCUGCUGCUGGAAGGACCCAAAGACCACAAGUGGCUCUCUCAAUUCUUCCUUCAUAUCCAUCCCACCAACAGCACCUUCCUGUGCAGCCUUCGCCAGAAUAUCUCCUUCCCAUCUAACUUGAAGAUCAUCCUGGAGGUGUCAGGAGACAUUGGCCACCUCUCUCCUGGUGAGCUGGCCAUGUGCUACACCAUCCACUUUCCUGCGCAGCCACAGCUUUGGGAAGAUGUCAUUCAGAGUUGGCGAGCAACCAUCGCCAACGUGCGAGUGUCUCGUGCCUUGCAGACACUUAUCAAAAAGAACUUGCCAAACUUCAUUAACAUCCUGGAUGCUGAGCUUGUGUCUAAGCCUCAGAUGAUCAUGAAGGCCAAGGCCUUUGUUGCCAUCAUGAAUUCCCUAAUGGAGGCACAGACAAUGACAGUUGAGCCUGAGGACUGGGUUGCCAGACUUACUCCUGCCUUUAUCUUCAGCAUCAUUUGGUCAUUUGGAGCAAACAUCUCUCAGAGGGAAGCUGCCGAAUUUGAAGAAGUGGUAACUCGUAUGAUUGAGGAUGUUCCUGAAGGAGGAAUCUAUGACUACUUUGUUGAUCCUGUCAGUGGGAGCUUCCUCUCUUGGAGUCACCUCUCCCCAGAGAUAGAGCAGCUUGACAUUCGCCUCCCUGUUGUGGAGUCAAGUCUUGUUCCCACACAACGCAUCAUCAAGUACACCAGAAUUAUAAGAACAUUGAUGGAUCAGGGAAUACCUGUUCUGCUUACAGGACCACCAGGCUCUGGCAAAACUACCAUCAUUAAUGUGCUCAGACAAAUUCCAAACAAAGAGCAAAUGGCCAUUCUGCUCAGCUUCACAGCCAACACUCACCCUGUGAAUAUUCAGAGCACCCUAGAAAGCCAACUCAUGAAGCAGGGCAAAAAUACACUGGCAUGUAAGAAAUCUAAGCUGCAUGUGCUCAUUGAUGAUCUUCACUGCAGCGAGGGAAGUGAUCACUUACACGAAAUCUUGGCCACUGUUAGGUAUACCACUCAGCGUGGAAAGUUGUUUAGCCAUGACAGCAAGGCAUUCCUGACAUUGCCCCCACUCUGUUAUCUGUUCACUAUGCAAAGAAAAACUUGCUUCUUUGGCCAGGAAAAAACUCAAGAGAUUAAUGAGCAUAUAGAUGGCCGCUGGUUAGAGACCUUCCACUCCCUCACAUUGCCAGAAUUUUAUGACAAAGAACUGGAAGGAAUCUUCAGCAAGCUCUUUGAUGAGGCUUUAGGACAUUUUGACCAAGAAGUGAAAUGUCUGAGGACUGUGUUGGCUGAGGGUGUGGUAUAUCUGUUUAGGUGUAUGGGAAAGAAGAGCCAGGUAGCCUGUGGAGACUACUUAUCUCUUGUGCACCAUCCACGUCAAAUCUUCUCAGUGCUCAAGGGCCUCCAGCUGGGGGAUGAGGAAACACAAGACAGAGACAACUUCCUACGACACCUGACCCACGAGUGUUACCGUGUAUUCCACGAUCUUGGUGUGAUGCCUCAAGAAGCCUUUGACCAGCUCAUGAAUGAGGUCCUCACAGAGUAUCUGUGCAUUGGUCUAAACACUGUCACUCACGAUCCUUCUAACUUUAUGCUGACACGGCUUGGUAAUGAAGAGGAUCUGUAUGAUGAUGCAAACAUUCAGUCUCUCCAGCAAAUCCUCGAGAAAAGUGGACAGGCCCUCCUAGGUCCUAAACAGACCUUUGUGGUGUUCAACAGCCUCAUCCACCACUUAGUGCGACUUCUACGCAUAUUAGGAUAUCAACACAAAGAAGACAAAGAACCUUCGUUGGCCCUAGGCAGUGUUGGAGGCCACGUGGUGUUGGUGGGUCCUGAGGGAUGUGGCAAGAAGACAUGUGCCCGAUUGGUGUCCUCCCUGGCAGGUUACAAGACCCAUGAUGUGACAGGAACCCCUGAAGAAGAAGUGAUCAUGACAAGACAGAUCAUUGCAGAUCUCCUAUCAGGCACCCCAGUUUUGGUCAUCAUUGACUGGAAUAUAUUGCAGAAUGUGAAAAACUUAAAAUUUCUGAAUGACUUGCUGGUACAGCAGUAUUAUUGGCAAUCACCUAGAGACUCUCCAGCAAAUUUUAAGAUCCUAUUGUCUGUGCCCUCACUGGAGGAGGCUCAUGAGGUUCUCAGGUCUCUUCCUGCCAUGUCAAGCUACUACAGCAUUGAUAGCUUCCAGGAGUGGAGCACUGAGGACCUUCAGCUCAUAAGCAGACGAAUACUGAGCAGUGAGAUUGGAGAACGGCUCUCGGAUAUCAUCCUGCAGUCCAUCACAGAAGUCAUGGCAUUCAUCCAUGCCUCCAGCAGUCCUGCACCAUCAUCAAAGUUUCUUGAAUUCCUCAAGAUGUUUUUGCAGGUGUUUUGCAGACUGUAUGACGACAUCAUCAAUGAGAAAGAGAAGUUGAGCACCAGCAUUGUCAAGUUUGAGGAUACACAGAAGCGAGUGAAGGAGUUGUCCAAUCAGUUGGAGGAGCAGCGUGCCCAAGUGACUUACAUACAGCAGUCGUGUGGCAGUGUGGUGCUCAAGAUGAGGAACAUCAGAUCAGAACAGGGUCGUCUGGAGCAAGACCUUGCCAAGAAUGAUGCCCUUCUUCAGCGCCAGAAAGAUGAGUCAUCACGAAUACGAGAAUUGAUCAGUCGUGACCUGACAGCUCCCAAGCUAGAGAUGAAAGCUGUUCAUCGCCGGCUGGACCGCGUCACGCGGGCAGAAAUGGAGGGCCUGAGGGGCCUGAGCCGGCCACCACGUAGUGUGGAACUUGUGUUUGAUGCAGUGCUCACCACACUAGAGCUUGACCCGUCCUGGAAUGAAGCCAAAAAACAAAUGGCUAAUGCACUGGAUUUCGUAUCAGGCAUCAAAAAGAAACCUGUUGAAGAGGUGCAUGAAAAGAUUCUCUCAAUUAUUCAGUCUUACCUGAAAAUGGAAGAACUGACUCCGGAAAAGGUAACUGGGGAGUCAGAAACGGCAGCAACAUUCCUAACGUGGUUACAAGUGUUUGAAAAAUAUGUCCGUGUCUAUAAGGAUUACCACCCACUCAAGGUGCAGGCAGACAUCAUUGCCAAGGAGAUUGAUGCCACCGAACAGUCAAUUAAGCAGUACAAAAAUGAUCUUGCAGGCUUCAGUAUUGAGCAUCAGACACUUAUGACACAGCUGAAGGAGAAAGAGCAGCACCUGGAGGCAGCAGAGGAGGAGAUGAAGGUGUUGGAAGGCCGCAUACAGUUAGCACAGAAAGUGAUGACACAGCUUGGACAGGACAAGAUCCACUGGGAAGAAUCUCUCUCUCACAGCAGCGUGCAACUCAGGAACAUCUUUGGCGAUGCUGUGCUAGCAGCAGCCUAUGUCACGUACCUCGGGGAUGCCACACACACUGCACGAGGUGAGGUGAUGGCACGCUGGCAGGAGAAGAUGGAGGAGCUGUGUCUCUUUCAUACAGCAGAAAGGAAUGUUCUGGAUGUCUUGGCGCCACUCCAUGCACGAGUCAGGUGGCAUGAGCAGGGUCUCCCUCUUGAUGCCUUCUCUUUGGAAAAUGCUGCCAUCAUUUGCUACUCAAGUCUUCCUCAGCUAAUCCUUGAUCCCCAUCAUGUCCUUGAACAGUGGAUCCGUAACUGGAGUGAUACCACUGAGGUGGACCUUGAAAAAAGUGACUACCUGCAGAAACUGGAGGACUUGCUCCAGAGUGGUUCAACUUGUCUCAUUGUACAAGAGGAGUUAGCUCUGCCCACCAGUGUCCUACAGGUGCUUGAGAUGGAGCGACAUGUGCGUGACGGUAAAAACGUGUUACUGGUUGGGGACACUGAAUUACAAGUCCAUGAUAACUUUAGGAUGCUGAUUCUUCUUACAAGUCGAGAGCCAGAGAUUACCAGCAAUAUGAGAAGCCUUGCCAAUGUUGUCAGCAUGCAAAGUCAGCAGGAAGGUCUGGAGGUGCUGUUAACUUCACGUGUAGCUUCACACUACCAGCCUGAUCUUGUGGAAUCUCUAAAGAAAAAUGAGUGGGACCUUCUGGAUCGUGAGAAACAGUUGGCAGAGCAAGAAGAGACCAUACGAACACUCAUGUCUCGCUUUGAUGAUGAUGUGUUGGAGGAGAACACCCUAAUGGAGCAGCUGCAGACAGCAUGCUCCAGGGCCUCAGAUGCAAAGCGUAAGUGUAAUGACCUUAGAAAGAGUCUUGAUGCAGCCAAGGAAGGUAAUGCAACAUACAGAAAGAUCGCAGGGCUCCUGACACGUCUGUACCUCAUCGUGGAGAGAUUCCCACGACUGCAGCCCUCCUUGGAACUAGGCCUGGAGCACCUCAGCACACUCAUCAUUGGGGAGAUGCACCUGCAGAGUCUUGUCACUUCAUGGGGUCGAUUGCUGGGCCAGAACAUUGUCAUUAAGAUGCUGCAGAGUGUGUACAGGCACUUGGAGGAGCAGGUAAGUCCCAUCUCCCUGGUGACGGUGGGCCUCAUCUUGGCCAGCUGGUAUGAGUGUCACAUCGGCCUCACCACUCCACAGUUCUGCUCGCUGCUCUAUACUCAGCUGGUGGACCAGGAUGAAUCCCGGCCCCUUCCAUUGGACCUUAAACCUUAUCUUGCUACAGAGUCCCAAAGCACAUCCUUGCUGCAGCCGUUUGACCCAGGCCAGCAUGCAGCCUUGCGUCCUGUUUGGCUUACUGAACGGCAAUGGUUGCAGAUCAUUAGCCUCUCCAAAAUCGAGCCAUUCCAGGAGCUAGCAGAUCACAUGGUGACUCAUGAGAACCUGUGGCGUGUGUGGUACAUAACUGAGCAGCCAGAAACUGGAACACUGCCUAAGAAGAUGGAUAGGAAAAUCAGAGGCGUGGCCAAGCUUAUUCUCAUCAACUGCCUCCGCCCAGACCGCCUGGACGAGGCGUCCAUGAUGUAUGUGCAGCGAGUGCUGAAACAUGAAGCCAGUGAGGCCACAGCUAAAGCGCUUCUCUCUGUGGCUGGCAAAGGCAAUGCGGCUUCACCUAUAAUCCUGUACAGCUCUGUUCCUCUGGAUGUGGAGUUUGUGCUCCAUCAAAUCCAGGCCCUGUGCCACCCUAUCAUCUCCUCAGAUCCCGAAGCCCUGGAUGUGCUGGCCCUGGGUCAGGGCCGGGAAGACAGCCUCACUCUCAGACUGCAGCGGUGUCUCCUCAAAGGCCAUUGGCUCCUCCUUAAGAAAGGCACUGCUGCCAGUGCCUGCAUUGCUCGCCUUACCAAGUUUCUGAGGAAUGAGUCCUUAACAGCAGCCCAUAAACGGUUUCAGAUUUGGAUGUAUUUUGACAAUGAUGAUGAGUUGCCAUCAAGCCUGAUGACCGCUUGCCGCAAGGUGUACCUCAGCCUGCCAUGCACGGUAAAGGAAUCACUGCGCCAUUUGUAUGAACUGGUCGGAGAGUCUCGUCUCGCUGCCUACACCAACGAGUGGAGUAAGUGGUGUCUGCUCAGCCUGGCAUUGUUCCAUAUUGCCUUCAUCACUCGCCAGACACUAGAGAAUAACAGCACCCCCUUGGCAGUCACUUUGGGGGAUACCCAAUGGGAGGAAGCUGAAAACACCCUUCGAACACUGCUGACGGGAGGACACCCUGCUGACAGCUCCCUUAUUGCCUCCCUCAUCCCUCCACUGACGGAUCUGUACCUCGCAGGCUGCCUCACUGAGGAGAGCCGCAGCAUUCUCACCCAGCUCAUGUCCACUUAUCUCUCUCCUGAAGCCAUACAAAAUGUUCCUGGAAGGGUGUCAGCACUCACCCACUACACUGUACCAAGGGCAACCUUCCUUGAGGAGCACCUGGCACAGAUGGAGUUCAUCUAUCUGGCACAGAAUGUGUCCCUCACUGGUGUGGCACCGAUGGUCAUCUUACAGAACCAGAGAGAUGAAGCCAGGGACAUCAACAUUGCUUUACGGACUUUGAAUGAACAGAAGACAUCCCAGCGUUCACUGCAAGAUACUGUUUGGCCGCGACGCUUUGUUGAGCUGAGAGACAGGAAGCUGAAGGGCAAGAAGAUAAAAGGGGCACUGCAGGCUAUUAUGAGGCAAGAAUAUGAGGACUGUUCAAAAGUUGUGCACCAUGUGGCCUCCAAAUUGGCUGUCACAGAGGACCUGAACACCAUAAACAGUUUGCUACAGGACAGUUCUCCAAGCCUUGAGAUCACCAAGGAUGACACAGAAUUGCGUAAAACUGAAGCAAGGCUGAAGAAGCUUAACGCCAGAGCAGACUUUCUGUGGGAGAUGGCCGGCAGCUGUGAACCACCACGAAACCUCCGCUUAGGCCUACUGCAGGAACCAGAAGCAGCCUGGGCAGCAGUAACACGCAGCUUCUGGGGUGAGCUACGCCAAGCAGCCUUGGAGGUGGCAGUGUUGACCAGGGCACUGAGUGCUUGUCUGGCUACCAAGGGAGGAGAAGAGGAUGUGAAGGGUGUUGGAGAUGAAGAAGAAAGCCCCUCACUGGUGCUGGAGAAGCUAGUGUUGCGUGGUGCCUGCUGGGACGCAGCAGCUGAAGUGCUCAUGACAGAGGAGCUGGGUGCUGGUCUACCAGCUGCCACUACGCUGGACCUCACUGUCACCAAGUGCACCGCUCGUGUCAAGAAGGUGCUCAGGAAAACUGGAAGAGUCCACCGCACACCUGUCCACGUUGGCGGGGCUGACACCUGCACACCACUGUUCUGGGUGCAUCUGCCCCUUGCCUCCAGCAUUACCAGCCACACAUGUCUCCUUAGUGGUGUGCGACUCAUCACAGCCUGAGGUGCAGCGCCUCCCAGCAGCCUUGCAGUUUUACAUUUAUGAAAUUGCUUGCCUUGUGAUGCACUGUUAGUCUUGUGAAGGAAGACCAUGCAUUCCUUUCUAAAAUCAUAUUUAUAUUAAUACAUACAGUAAUUUAAUCACUAUCAUUGUCAUCUCAGUCAUGUGUGUCAUGAAAAUCAAAGAUUAUAGAUCUACAGUUGUACCAGUAAUAUAUACUUGUUAUAGACCAGCUAUACUUUCUAUUCACUAUAUGCAUUGCCACAGCUCGUAUCUCAGGUGAUGCCAAAGGAAAAAACAAGAAAAAUGAAGAUGAGCCAUCAAUAUAUAUUUAAGAACAUAAUACAUUUGCACUUUUCUAUCGCAGAGUAGUGAGUACAAGAGAAGGGUCAGGGUGUGGGGAGUAUACCUGAUAAUAACCCAUACAAAUGCUACAAAAGGGUGAAUAUAUCCUUUUUGAAACCACAAGCAAGGCCACAAUUCAAAGGACUUGCCAAUUCACACCAUGGUGUUAUCCCUGCCACCUCCCUGAAACUAAUUACAAUGAAGUGAGAACCUAACAUCACCAGUCAACUUUUGUACAUCUAUAUAGAAGGAAAACUGAGGAUGGUGUUUCCUUCUCUGUGUAAACAACAUGUUCCGCAGUAAGUGAAGUAUAGGAAGUGUGAUAACAAGGCCUACAAGCAAAAGACACACCAGAAAUCGACUGUGUAUAAUGCCACAGAGGAGUAUUAGGCCUAUCACUAACAUGCCAUUUGGAAUACAUAUAAAAAUACAUCUCUCCAUCUUCUAUGUGCUUGACGCCUCAACGUGCAGCACGGCAAGGACACUCCAUGCAGCCGUCACCGAGCACCAUGACCUAACUUAAUCUACGGAGGGAAUAAGACUGAUUUUUAAGACGCCACAAAGCACACCUCCAUUAUAUGUUGAUCCCAAGACCGGGGGGGAUUGGAGACUUCUGAAUAGUGGAGGUAAUUGUGGAACGAGGGGUGGUUAUGGCUAUAGUCGUGGAGCGGGGGGUGGGCGUGACAGUGGAGCGAGGGGUGGAGAUGACGGUGGACCGGGAGAUGUGGGUGACUGAGGGAUGGGCGGUGUAGGCUGGGGGCGGGUCCCUCUCUCUCAUCUCUCUGCAGGGGGCUGGGUUUGGGCUAGGGACGGGUGUGGGCGGUUGCUGGCAGCAGGGUGGGUGGGAGUAGGUGGAAGGUACCCGCACGGACACCAGUGCCUGCUUCUUGAUGAGACGGCCGUAGGAACGCACCACGAGACAGCAGUACGUGAUCACCACCACCGCCACCACGGACGCCAGCAGGUCCAGAGUACGCUUCUGGAGAGCAGCACGCACCCCCGACCACACCACGGCAGCCAUCACAACCACAGACAGCACCAGCCACGGCACCAGCAGCCCACCACGCUCCUGCACCACACCAACUCACCUUGACUGCCGCCACAAUGAGCAGGAUGGAGAAGGUGAAGAAGAGAACCCACACGCUCACCUGGGCGUACACGAAGAUGCGAACUAUGGGAGAGAACAAACCAGACCAGCAAGUGGACGAAAAGUGAGGACCAGUGGAGUCCUGGCGGGGCGUGGCGGACUAACAUGGUCUGUGGGGCUCCCGCAGCCACAGCAGCUGAGUCAUCGGCCACAGGUGGAGGUGGUGGGCUCGGCGGUGUCGCUCAUGUCGGUGGUCUGCUCCACCUCUCGCCGCUUGUAGGGCGUCCGGAAGAAGACAGUGAAGAGGAUGACGAUGAAGGUGAGGACGCCCAUAAGCCCCAUGACCACACCUGCAGGAGACCGGAGAGGCUGACGUGAGCAGCAAGUGGUGCCGGAAAAUGUAGUGGUGGUAGUAGUAGUAGUAGUAGUAGUAAUAGAAGUAGUAGUAGUGGAUGGUAGUGUGGUCACACUCACCCGAGUAGUCUCUGGCCUGCAGGUCGGAGGUAAUGUUCUUGGUACACACCUCUAUGUCUUGUAACUCUGGCGGCAGAUCGCUGGAGAGAACGUUCGCCGUGUAGGUCAUGAGUACACCCAGAAUCUGACCUAUUGACGGACGGAAAUGAGGAAGGUCAUCCAUACUUUACAUGUCAUAUGCUUUGCCACGAAUGUUUAGUGUGUAGUUAUCUGUUAUAGUUAUACAGGGAGGAGAUGAGCAGCGAACAAAACACUUGUGUUUACCACAUGCACCGAUGGAAUCAUACACAACUUUCGUAUUCCACAUUGACAAAUGAAAGACUGCACAGAACCAGUGAUGCGGUUACCACUUAAAGUUCAUGUUAAUGAACUGUGUUUUGAAGGUAAGAGCGAGUCUGAAUAAUGCUUGUUAAGGUCAUUGUCCGUAGGAUCAGUCCAUUAUAAGAUGUCAAAGUGUUGAUGAAAAUUAUUAUUUAUGAAUAUUUGAGAAAAAGAAGAGCAUUGAUAGCUCACCAGUCACAAAGAUCAAUGUAGUGCUGAUGGUCUCCUCCACAGGGUAAGUGAUCUCCACUCCUAUCUCCAGACUAAUGGGGUACACUCCAGAGCUGAAGAAUCCAAACAAGACACUGAAGAUGAUCAGAAGGGCGUGCUGGCCGGGCACUAAGUAAACCUGACAAAAGAGAGACGGGAAGGUAGUUAUUAAUGUUUGCUGCUGGGUAAAAGCCUCUCAUGGAUAUGAAGGCUACAGACCGCAGGCCAGAAUACCAGAGAAGACCACAAGUACUUGCUUGAGAAAGAAGAAAAUUCUUGCACAAAUUUCAACAUGGAAUUAAUCUGUAGUUCCCUCAAAACAGCGUGUAUUAAAUAUUAGAUUAUUACUUCAGAAGCACCAUAUGAUUACCUUUAAUAAAGUAACUGUGUCAUA